UAUCGGUUAAAAUUUGUGUCAUUAGAAAUUAAUAUUUCUAUUCGCGGAGGAAAGGAAAUGACUUUCAAUGACUAAAAGAGUGGAAUUUUCUACGUAUCAUCAUCAUCAUCACAGGGAUCACAGGUGACUAAGUCAGUUAGGAAUUCAGUGGGUGGUAGGGAGAUGAAGUUGGUUGAUACGCACCUGGUGGCGUGGAGUUUUGCCGCGGGAAGGGGCACUGGAAACCGAUGGCGAUGACUGGGGUCAGGUGGGGGACCAGGGGCCACGCUGAAGCGUUCUCCAGGACAGUAGUUCGGUAUGUUUGUGCAGUGAGUGCGGGUGGAUGUUGAAGUUUAAAAUCAAAAGGUACAAACGCGCCUUUAAAUAAAAACCCAAGUGAAUUUUAAAUGUUUUAAUUGGAUACAAGGUGUUGUUCGCAAAUAAUGUGUUGGAAGUGAGUGGAGUGAGAGGAAGUUGUUUCUUCCCUUUGGUUCUUUUUUUUUUAAUUAAAUUUCCCACGGAUUUCCAGUAGAAGUCCGGCCGGAGAAAUGCGGACGCUUUACGUUGUCACAGUUUUCUCAAUUCUCUGGGCGUCGACGCAGCAGAUUCCCCAGGAUGCGAGAUCGCAGGAACCGCCUCGGGAAGCAUAUUUCAAUGGUUCGGGAUAUUUGAUAUUGAGUUCCUUCGUCUCAGUUCACAGGCAUAGUGGUCUCAGUUUCCGAACAUGCGAACCUGGAAAUCUUUUCACUCAGUGGUUUAAAAGUGAUUCGAUAAGUCUCAAAGUCAAUUCAGAGGGUCUUCUCUUUGUUGCGACUGUUAAUCAAAAACGAUACGAAGUCAAAUUAAAUGCUAAACUAUUGGAUAAUGUCUGGCACAAUGUUAAUAUUUUCUUCAAACUUGGCAACUUGACGCUUAAUGCCGCCAAUCACAAUCAGAUAAUAGCGAAUGCUACCUACAACUCGGCAAUUCUCACACUUCCGGAUCAUAGUGUAAAUAGUUCUCUAAUAGUUGGAGACAAAUUUCGAGGUUGCAUUCUCCAGGGACCGGGAAUACUCUUCAAUGACUCGAUCAACACAGGCGCAUUCUUCGGAUCCUGUCCAUCCAACUUCACAGCAUGUGGUUCCGGAAAGGGAGACGAAGUUUCCACCCCAAUAUCAACUAUGGACAACUGCAAACACGAGCCAUGCUUGAGGCACGGAAAAUGCGUGUCGAGGCAGAACCGUUACGAGUGCCACUGUUACAAACGAUAUUCCGGCAACAACUGCCAAAUUGACAAUGGUUCUCCGUGUUUGAAGAAUCCUUGUCACAGUGGUGGCACCUGCUUCGAGGAUCAAAGAGGCGAUUAUAGUUGCAACUGUUUACCUGGAUACACUGGGACUUAUUGCGAAACGAAGAUGGGAGAACGAUUGUGCAAAGACAAUCCCUGCAGGAAUGAUGCCAUCUGUAUUGAGUCAAACAACGAUUACAAGUGUGAGUGCAAACCGGGCUGGACUGGAAAAAACUGCGAUGUCAACUUCAACGAAUGCCACUCGAAUCCAUGCAAGAACUCCGGAACCUGUAUUGAUGGAAUCAAUAAUUACACCUGUAAAUGCGAAAAGACUGGAUACCGAGGGCCUCUCUGCGAGAUAAACAUCGACGAGUGCGAGGAUAAUCCCUGUCUGAACAAAGGAAAAUGCUUCGACCAUUACGGAGGUUACACCUGUCAAUGUCCCGUGGGAUUUGACGGCUUAAAUUGCGAGCAAAAUGUAAAUGAAUGUCUCUCGGGUCCCUGUCAAAAUGGUGGAGUGUGCGUCGACGAUGUUGGCUCCUAUCAUUGCAAUUGCCCUAAUGGCUUUGUUGGACGUAAUUGUGAACAUUCACUUGCCAUUCAAGCGCGUUUUGGAGGUGAAAAUGACAAAUUUUCACCGAACGUCUGUAAACCGGGAUUUGUCGGGACUCCACCGAACUGUUCGUUCAAUUAUUGCACCAGUAAUCCUUGUGAAAAUCAGGGUACCUGCCGCAAUACUAAGGACGGAUUUACCUGCUCUUGCCUACCAGGUUUUAAAGGACCUACUUGUCUAACUUCCGUCUCAAAUUGGUGUUCGUUUUGUGCCAAUGGAGGUACAUGCAUCGAAACAGUUUACGGUACAAUUUGUCAGUGUACGAGAUUUUGGACGGGAGCACAAUGCAAAGAACCAGUCACUUGUCGUGACAUGCCUUGCAAUCAAGCGACAAUGUGUCGCGAUUAUCCUGGUGGUUAUUACUGCAAUUGUGAGCCUGGCUGGACUGGAGCAGAUUGCAGUAUUGAAAUCGACGAAUGCCUCAGUGAUCCUUGUCGUAAUGGAGGAAUUUGCAUCGACCAGACGAAUAAUUAUUAUUGCCAGUGUCUCUCCGGUUUUACCGGUAAAAAUUGUCAAAUAAACUUUGAUGUCUGCGUGUCUCAACCGUGUCAGAAUGGAGGGCAGUGCAUCGAUAAGGUUCACGGGUAUUCUUGCAAUUGUACCCGGGACUAUAUGGGGGACAAUUGUGAAUUGGAAUUCGACGCCUGUGCUGUGAAUCCUUGUACCAACAAUGGAACUUGUACGCUAAUGCCACGAUCCAGACGGGACUUUGUCUGCAAGUGUCCAAAGGGAUUCGAGGGAAAGACCUGCCAGUUCAACACCGACGACUGCGUGGGAGUUGAUUGUCCAGAAGGAAGAGUGUGCGUCGAUAUUGUCGAUGGUUACGAGUGCCGAUGCAGAGAAGGUUACACCGGUCCAAACUGCACUGAACUGAUUGAUCCCUGCUACAUGAGGCCGUGCAAUAAUGGCAGUUGCGAAGAUCUCGGCAACAAGACCUUCAAGUGCAACUGUCACGAAGGAUACACGGGUGAAUUCUGUGACGAAGACAUAGACGAAUGCGCCCAGAAGAACAACACUCUCUGCAACAAUGGAAUCUGCGUGAACAAAAAAGGCGGUUUUGAAUGUUACUGCAAACCAGGUUAUUCCGGAAAUUACUGCAACAUCGACAUUGACGAGUGUCUAUGCGGGCCCUGCAAAAAUAAUGCAACCUGCAUCGAUAAAGUGAAUACAUUCGAGUGUGAUUGUUCACCAGGUUACACGGGCAAAACAUGUGAAAUUGAUAUAAACGAGUGCGAGAGUGAUCCAUGUAAAAACGGCGCCACUUGCAUCGAUGGAAUUGCCGUCUACAAUUGCAUCUGUUCAGUAGGAUUCACUGGCUACAACUGCGAGACAAAUAUCGACGACUGCGAAUCACAGCCGUGCUUGAAUCAAGGAAAAUGUAUCGACGGUCUCAAUUCGUAUACCUGCGACUGUGCAAAUACUGGCUUUGAGGGUGAACAUUGCGAGAAUAAUAUCGACGAUUGCAUUUCAAAUCCCUGCGAGAAUGGCGCCUCUUGUAUCGAUGAUGUCAAAUCAUUCAAGUGCCAAUGUUAUCAAGGCUACACUGGUAAUCGUUGUGAAAUUGAUAUCAACGAGUGUGAAAGUUCUCCGUGUCAGUAUAACGGCACUUGCCUGGAAAGAUCAAAUGAAAUGUACUACAAGAGCGAUGCCAUUAAUAAACCGGAGAUAUUUAAAAAGGAAUUCAGCUACUCCAAUGCAAGCGGGUACGAGUGCCUUUGUGUCCAGGGUGUGACGGGUAAAAAUUGCGAAAUAAAUAUCAACGAGUGCGAAAGUAAUCCGUGUCAAGAGGGGACGUGCACUGAUCGAAUUGGAGGCUACACCUGCGAAUGUAAUGAAGGCUUUGAGGGUGAUCACUGUCAGCAUGAUAUCGACGAAUGUAAACGUUACACGCCCUGUGUUAAUGGAACUUGCAUCGACGGACGGGCCGAUUACUUUUGCACUUGUGAACCUGAAUACGGUGGUAAAAAUUGCUCAGUCAAACUUACUGGUUGUCAGGGGAACGCUUGUCGUAAUAAUGGUACCUGCUGGCCUUAUCUGGUUAACGAAACGGAACACUUAUUCAAUUGCACAUGUCCCAAUGGAUAUCAUGGCGAGACAUGCGAUAAGAUAACAAAAAUGUCGCUGAGUGGAAAAUCGUAUGUGAUGGUGAAUACAACUCGCGACGAGGGUUACGAUAUUCAAUUCCGAUUUCGAACAACACUGCCCAAUGGUCUUUUGGCAAUGGGAAAGGGUCUUACCUACUAUAUGUUGGAACUUGUCAAUGGAAAAUUGAAUCUACACUCGAGUCUUUUGAAUAAAUGGGAAGGAGUUUUCAUUGGAAGUGGCUUGAAUGACUCGAAUUGGCAGAAGGUCUUUGUCGCUAUUAAUGCAACGCACGUUGUGCUCUCUGCGAAUGAGGAGCAAACGAUAUAUCCCAUUAAUUUGAACGAAGGUUCGAAUGCAUCUCAUACUUCGUUUCCAACUACUUUUGUCGGCGGUACGAUUACGAAUUUACGAAAACUUCCGCAUGGACCGCCAUUCUUUGUUGGUUGCACGGAAGACGUUGUCAUCAACGGCGAAUGGGUUUAUUCAGGAACAGAGUCAAAAACAGUUUUAAUGGAGAACGUAGAGUCGGGCUGUUCGAGAACCGAUCAGUGUGAACCGAAUCCAUGUCAAAAUUCAGGACACUGCACGGAUAUUUGGCGAAGUUAUAAAUGCGCCUGUGAGAGGCCUUAUUUGGGAAACGCCUGUCAGUACAACAUGACAGCGGCGACUUUCGGCUACGAGAACAUAACAGACGGUUUCGUGACCGUAAAAGUACACGACGCCGCCAGAAGAGCAGUGAGAUCGAUCAUCGACAUUUCAAUGUUCAUUCGCACCAGACAAGAGAGAGGGGACAUUUUCUAUCUGGGUUCAGAGCAAAAUACUCCCUUCGAUCUCAAGAAUCAGGAUAAAACCUACAUCGCCGCUCAACUGAAGGGCGGAGAACUUCGUGUAACGAUACAAUUUAACGGAACCGAAUCGUACACCGUCGUUGGCGUUAAACUGAACGAUGGAAAUAAUCAUCUAAUUCAAGUAAUACGAAACGUGACGAUUGUUCAGGUGAAGAUCAACGGUACCGAAUAUUUCCGCAAAACAAUAAAUGCGAUUGGUUUGCUCAACGUGACAGUAUUGUAUUUAGGUGGUUCUCCCCACUUUUCGCGUAAUAUCCGUCAAGUCGAAAGUAGAUCAAUGGAAGCGCCAGAACCGCUAGUCAAUUUCAAGGGUAUCAUUCAGGACGUGCAAAUAUCAAAUGGCGUCGAAACAAUGGUCGUGGAAUUUUUCCCACUGAAAGCGACAAUAAGUCCACGUUUGAAAGACUUUGGCGAAGUAAUCAUUGAUCAGACGAAAGUUCUCGAGAACGUGAGAUCGGAUAAUGUCUGCAUUAGCAGUCCUUGUUAUCACGAUGGUAAAUGCCACGUGACUUGGAACGAUUUCUGGUGCGAAUGCCCUCGCGGCUACACCGGCAAGACAUGCCAGGAAAUGGAGUUCUGUCAACUUCAAGACUGUCCCAUUGGCUCAAAGUGUCAGAAUUUAGACGACGGUUACGAGUGUCUGGCUAAUGCGACAUUCGACGGAAUUAACACGUCCUUCAGCUAUGUCUAUAAUCGAGAGGACUUUGAAAUGAGUGAAUUGGACGAGGUUAUUGAUUCGAUUAAAAUUUCCUACAGAUCGAAUACUGGCGGUACUCUCAUGCAUAUGGCCUCGCCAUCCGGCGAUCAUUACUUCACUAUUUUUGUUUUCAAGGACAUGGUGACUGUUUCUUGGAAAUUGAGUAUCGAGGACACGGGAAUUUUCACUUUUGGAAAAACCGAACCCGACGGCAAGUGGACGUCGAUUGUAUUGAAAUUGAGCAAUCAUUCGAUUGAGAGUAUUCUUAAUAAUAUGAAUGAUGACUCGGUGCCGCAUACGAGUCAGAACUUUAAUUUUUCACUUUGGUACGAGUUACUUGUUAAUGGUUCUGUCACUCUCGGUGGACUUGGAACGACUUUGUCUGAAAAGCAUACGUACGACAUGAUUGGAACUGAGAGGCAUAUUGAGAGUAGGGACAGAAUUAAUGGGAAUUCGGUGGAUUUUGGUGAUCAAAGAUUGACGACUGCAUUACCUCCGCACAGUAUGAUGACUGGUGAACCGUUCAAAGGAUGUUUGGGAGAAGUGAGAAUCGGAAAAAUGCUGUUGCAUUUCUUCACAAUGGAGGAGGUUUAUCAAAAUGCUACCUUUACGCCAAUUGAAUAUUUAUAUCUUAAAAGAGAUAACUCAACAGGAACGUACAGUCGAGAAGAUAUAGGAUGCAGUCUCUGUUUCGAAAACGAUUGUAAAAAUGACGGUCAUUGUAAAGAUAAAUUCAACAGUUACAUAUGCGAGUGUCCCGCAGGAUUUGCUGAGGACGAUUGUUCAGUGGACAUCAAUGAGUGUGAAGGCAAUGAAUGUCAAAAUAAUGCCACUUGCUUUGAUAAAAUUGCAAAAUACGAGUGUCUCUGCAAAGAGGGUUGGAAGGGCCAGCAUUGUAAUGAAGAUGUGGACGAAUGUGAAACGAAGAAUCCCUGUCAAAAUGGAGGAACAUGCAACAAUCUUCCUGGCUCUUUCAGUUGUGAAUGUCCAAAUGAAUUCAUUGGUGAUCUCUGCGAAACUGUCAAAUUAAUUACGUGCAAAGAUAAUCCUUGCAAAAAUGGAUCAACUUGUCUUGAUGUCGUCAAUUCAGAAACUGGGGAUAAUUACACCUGUAACUGUAUGAAGGGAUAUGAAGGAAGAAAUUGCCUUCCCUAUUGUCUCAUUAAAAAUUGCGAAAAUAACGGAACGUGCAUGACUUCCUUUGACCCUCCGGAAUGCACCUGUCAUCCUGGAUUCAAUGGAAAGUUUUGUGAGAAUAAUAUUGACGACUGUGCACCCGAUGAUCAGGGCAAUGUUCCCUGUAAACAUGAGGGUUACUGCAUUGAUCAAGUGAAGGGUUUCCUCUGUAAUUGCACGAACACGGGAUAUGAAGGUGUAGAUUGUACAGAAGAUAUAAAUGAAUGUGAAUUAGGAGCAAAUUGUGGCAAUGGCGUCUGUAUAAAUUUGAAUGGAACAUUCCGCUGCCAGUGUAACGAAGGAUAUUGCGGUAUAGACUGUCUCAAUACAAAACCAUGCAAAGAGGACGAGGAAUCAAACGAAGAUCAUCUGCUUGGAAGUCAAGCGCUGGACAUUGCACUGAUCGUUGGACCAAUCGUCGGCGUUUUAUUCCUCAUUGCCGCAGGUUCGUUGAUCGCAUUCUUUAUGAUGGCACGAAAGAAACGUGCCACACGCGGAACCUACAGUCCCAGCGCUCAGGAAUUCAGUAAUCCUCGAGUUGAAAUGGACAAUGUGAUGAAGCCACCACCAGAGGAAAGAUUGAUUUAAUUUCAUUCCAAAAAGUGGUAACAAAGGGACGAAAAAAAAUCCCCACUCCCUUUUACUUUCAAUUGGAAACAAAAAAUCCGAUAGUAAAUUCAAUAAUUCCACGAGAGAUUUCUGUAUGAGCCGUGAUCAACUUUGACAAAGUUUCUCUCGCCCUUCUAGUCCUCGUCUCACGAUUUUACACACGAAACUUUGUUCAUUUCUAUCUAAUAGCAAUGUUACAAGUUUACAAAACAAAAAAAAAAGUUUUAAACUAGGCUCUUUUUUAUCAAUGAUUCAUUUUUAAAUUGAAAGGAUAUUUUGGAGCUUUAAUGAAAGUCUUCUUUGCGAAGACAAAAAACAAAAUGGAAAACAAGACUCACGACCCUCUUGGUCGUUUGGUUUUCGUAUCGAAAACUGUUUAAAGUGUACUUAAAAUACUAUUAAAGUGUUCUUAUCUUAUUGUUAGAUUGAAGCUCUAGAGCGGAAACAAAACCCGUCCAUUUAGUGCCUAAUGUACUCAAUUCAUAAUUUUUUUUUUUAAUAAUUUAUAGGCAAAUGAAACUUAAUGCAAUAAUCACAUUCCGAAAUAUCACGUGUCUUAAGACAAGAUCUCCAAAGCAUAAUUGUGAACUAAAAGAUGAAUUCGCUGCGAGAUAAAAGAAAAGUUAUAUAAAUACACUCAUACUUGAAGCGAAUGUUCUUUUAUCAGAACUCAUGUUUAUUUUGGAAUUCAUCUCUUUUUAGUGUUCAGAUUCUUGACAAAAUGGAAUAAUUUCUUUUUUAAAGAAAGCAAAAAUUUUUAAUUGUGUAAAACUACUUUUUUUACACAUCUGUUCGAAUUUUAUUAACUCUAUAUUUUAUGUUUCCAUAUUUUAGUGACCCUUUUCGGUCAAUUAGAUUUUUUUAUUUUUCUAAUUACAAUUUUAUUGUAUUGUACUUUUUUGGUUUUUAUUUUAUUUUUCUGAUUACAAUUUUUUUUUAUUGUAUUUUUU
This is a messenger RNA of Leptopilina heterotoma, 8224 nucleotides long. It is a transcript of the gene crb, whose product is annotated as protein crumbs. Lineage: Eukaryota; Metazoa; Arthropoda; Insecta; Hymenoptera; Figitidae. Gene Ontology annotation, molecular function: calcium ion binding. The record is from RefSeq and is a predicted model, not a curated record. The transcript is spliced from 17 exons. The coding region runs from base 528 to 7253 and encodes 2241 amino acids. Gene Ontology annotation, cellular component: protein-containing complex; plasma membrane. Gene Ontology annotation, biological process: establishment or maintenance of epithelial cell apical/basal polarity; heterophilic cell-cell adhesion.